AUGGAAUGCAAACCGAGCAGAGGCAGAGGAGGCACCUGGAGAAGAGGUGGUGGCCGAGGUGGAAACGACGGCGACAGUUUUGGCGGUGACCACAGGGGAAGAGGGAGAGGAGGCCACCACCGCGGCCGGGGCAAGAGAGACCACUACCGGGGCCGUGGACGCGGAGGGGCACCCCGUCCAGCGGACUUCCAUCACCGGGCUCAAGAUGAAGAGGAUAACUUUCACGAGGAGGAUGACAGGAUGGAAGUUUUCUCCAGGAGGAAGCUGGAGUCAAACUGGGACCGUUAUGCAGAGUCAGAGAAGGAGGGGCCCGCUGAUGACACGCCCGCUCACAGAGGAACCGACUACCAUGUCUUGCUGGAGUCUGCAGGGGAUUCCUUCACUCAAUUCCGCUUUUCAGAAGAAAAAGACUGGGAGAUGGACUCAUUUGCAGCCAGUCAGAUGUCUGCAGUGUUUGUGGACCUUCCUGCACUGGCCCAGAGCCUUCAAGAAGUGCCUCUCCAUCAGAGACUCAACCUGGAGGCUGAGCUGGUUCAGGUCUCAACACCAGUAGAGUUGCCCACUAUGACCCUCCCGCCUAAACAGGAGACGCCCAAAACUGCCACAUUCACUCCUUCGUCCACAAGUUUCAAAGUCCCUAGCACCAACCAGAAAGUCCCCGUGGCUUCAAACCCAGUGUCAGUAUCUGGAUUGGACUCUCAGGUUUCCUCGAGUGCUGCCAAGUCACCGGUGGAUGAUGCUGACGAAGAGCUGGACCAGCUGCUUAGUUUAGAGAAACCAGUUUCAGGAAACCAAUCGGUCAUGGUUGCAGAUGAGAAGAGUGAUGGUCAAGAGAAAGCGUGUGAGGAAGUGGUACCGGAGGUGAUAGAAGAGAAGAUGGAGGAGGUGAGAGACAAAGACGUCACGCCUCCCAAGUCUGCUUCCAUCAAACAGGAAAUGACAGAGGAGGACCUGGAGGACUGGCUGGACAGCAUGAUCUCCUGACAGUGUUGAUUAAAGAACAAAAAGAAGAGGUAUACAAAGGAACCUGAACAUUAGAAUUUAAAGUUGUAAAUCCUUUAAAAAAAAAAAAUCACUCCUGGUUGAUUUGGCAACAACCGGGGUUACCAUGGUAACAAAGUGUGGUUUAAUAGUGCAGCAAACACUGCUUGAGCUUCAGAAAUACACAACAGCAACUGAUGCUUCAGUUUACAGAGCAGCCAAAUUAACUUCUGUUUAAAAAAUGC
Messenger RNA from Scomber scombrus (Atlantic mackerel), 1226 nucleotides. RefSeq names its product apoptosis, caspase activation inhibitor (gene aven). Bases 1 to 984 code for a protein of 327 amino acids. The record is from RefSeq and is a predicted model, not a curated record. Gene Ontology annotation, biological process: negative regulation of G2/M transition of mitotic cell cycle. NCBI's taxonomy places the organism in Eukaryota, Metazoa, Chordata, Actinopteri, Scombriformes, Scombridae. The transcript is spliced from 6 exons.